AUGAUGAUCCACGCAUGGGACUCGUACGUCCAAUACGCCAGCCCGGACGACGAGUUGCGGCCCGUCAGCGCCCGCGGGUUCAACUGGAGCACGACAUCCCUGCUCGCGACACCCGUAGACUCGCUUGACACGCUGCGGCUAAUGGGCCUCGAGAGCCGGUAUCAAUCUGCCAAAAUACUCGUCCUGAAGGAGCUGAAGAUCGACGCGGACAUCGGCGUCAGCGUAUUCGAGACAAACAUCCGUAUCCUGGGCGGGUUGCUCAGCGCGUGGGAGUUUGAUGACGAUCCGCGGUUGCUGGAUCUGGCGGAACGGUUGGCGGUGCGGUUGAUUCGGGCGUUGGAUACUCCAUCGGGAAUGCCGGACAGGACCAUCAACCUCAACUCCGGUGGAGCCGAAGGGCCGCCGGCGACGCUGGCGGAGUAUGGGAGCUUACAGUUGGAGUUGCAGUAUCUGGCGGAUGUGACUGGAAAGCCACAUUAUGCGAAGAAGGUGCGUAUGGUGAUAUACGAGAUCAUCCAAGCGAACACCACAGUCAAGGGACUAUAUCCGAAAGGAAGGCACUGCUCUCACACCCAUUUAUCACUGAUAGAGCGCGGGAAGGAAACCUUCGGUAUCGGUCCGAAUGCCGACUCAUUCUAUGAGUAUCUGCUCAAGAUCUGGAUGGCGACUGGAGAUGCAAAGUUCCGGACCAUGUAUGACGAGUCUGCUGAGGCCAUCAACAAAUAUCUGGUGCACCAUCGGAACGGGCGCACGUACGUCCCGGACGCUGACCUGCGUCACGAUACCAACACGGUGGCAAAACAUACCACCUCGCAUCAUCUGGCGUGUUUCGCCGGCGGCAUGUUUGCAACGGGGGCCCUGACGCGACGAGAAGAUAACUGGGAGCAGUUCUUCCAGCUCGGGAAGCAGAUCACUCAGACGUGCUGGGAGGGGUACGAGAAGACGGCGACGGGGUUAGGGCCCGAACAGGUCGGCACGGCGUUCAAUACUGACAGCGAUGGGCGGUAUAUGCUGCGCCCCGAAACAAUCGAAUCAGUCUUUUACAUGUGGCGCCUCACCCGCGAGCCCAUCUACCGCUCCAUGGGCCGAGUCUUCCUCACCUCCCUCAACAAGCACUGCCGCACCGACACCGGUUUCUCCGGCCUGCGGAGCGUAAGCACCCUCCCCGCCUCGCUCGACGACGUGCAACCCAGCUUCUUCCUUGCCGAGACGCUGAAAUACCUGUAUCUGCUCUUUGCGGACGACGAUACGAUCCCGUUGGAGGCGUAUGUGUUUAAUACUGAGGCGCAUCCGUUGAGUGUUAGGGGGUGGGGGAGGAGGAGGGGGAUACCGAGGGGGGAUGUGGAUUUGGGGGUGGGAAGGAGCGCGGGGGAGGAGCUUUGA
Fimicolochytrium jonesii is the source of this 1383-nucleotide messenger RNA. RefSeq names its product mannosyl-oligosaccharide alpha-1,2-mannosidase isoform B-like protein. Bases 1 to 1383 code for a protein of 460 amino acids. The record is from RefSeq and is a predicted model, not a curated record. Lineage: Eukaryota; Fungi; Chytridiomycota; Chytridiomycetes; Spizellomycetales; Powellomycetaceae. The transcript has 6 exons. Gene Ontology annotation, biological process: N-glycan processing; carbohydrate metabolic process. Gene Ontology annotation, molecular function: mannosyl-oligosaccharide 1,2-alpha-mannosidase activity; calcium ion binding. Gene Ontology annotation, cellular component: Golgi membrane; endoplasmic reticulum.